This is a messenger RNA of Ruditapes philippinarum (Manila clam), 2725 nucleotides long. Its product is annotated as sodium- and chloride-dependent neutral and basic amino acid transporter B(0+)-like. The record is from RefSeq and is a predicted model, not a curated record. The transcript has 13 exons. Gene Ontology annotation, biological process: sodium ion transmembrane transport. Gene Ontology annotation, molecular function: L-amino acid transmembrane transporter activity. Lineage: Eukaryota; Metazoa; Mollusca; Bivalvia; Venerida; Veneridae. Gene Ontology annotation, cellular component: membrane. The coding region runs from base 197 to 2143 and encodes 648 amino acids.
UAAUAGCCAAAAUGGGGAGCUCCAGUACGAAACAAUUUGUAGACGUUUAAGCGUGCAUGAACAAAACUUUAAAAAAGAAGAAAUCAAUAUCGGAUAAUUCGUUGAUUUUCACUUGUACCGAAUGUAUUAAAUCAGUGGCACUAUAUAUUAGAAAAAUAAGUGCAAAUAUAAGGAAAAAGAAAUAAUAAAACAUAAAAUGCCGGCGUCUUAUAAUUUUUGGGAUAAAGACAAACCUACUGAAAAGAAAGAUGAAACAAAUGGGGGUGUGGUUUCGGUCAACAGUAGCGCGGAUGAUUUGGAUAAGCGCGAUGCGGUUGCGGAGGAGCGUGGACAAUGGGGGAGCAAAUGGGAAUUUAUUCUUUCCUGUGUGGGGCUUUCAGUGGGGCUAGGAAACGUAUGGAGAUUUCCUUACUUGGCGUACCAGUAUGGCGGGGCUGCUUUCCUGAUCGCGUACCUAAUCCUGCAGAUCCUAAUCGGUAAACCUAUGUACAUGAUGGAGCUGGUAAUGGGACAGUAUUCCGGGAGUGGACCAACCGCAGUUUGGGCUAUGAACCCGAGCGCCAAAGGAAUUGGUAUAUCUAUGGCAUUGAUUUCACUGGUUGUAGCUAUUUACUACAAUGUCAUAAUGGCGUAUACAUUGUAUUAUUUCUUCUCAUCCAUGCAAAAAGUGUUGCCAUGGACAACGUGUAAAGAUGAAUGGGCGGUGCUAGGGUGUACGCAACAAACACAGAAGAAGCUAGCGGAAUGCACUGGAAAUGCCACUGUUGACAUACUUUCAAAAUGCUUGUGUACAACAAACUAUACUGUAAAUUAUAUGCUCGAGCAAAGUAAUGUCUCGUGUACGAAUACAACGAACGUGGCAGUGGCGGAGUUAUAUUUUGAAAAGACUGUGAUACAGAAGGCUCCAGGAAUGUAUCCUGACCAAGUUGGAGCCCCAAUCUGGCAGCUGGCUUUGUGCCUGUUGCUCUCCUGGAUGGUUGUUGUAGCCUGCCUGAUCAAGGGAGUCAAGUCAUCCGGAAAAGUUGUCUAUUUCACAGCAACAUUUCCCUAUGUAAUAUUGCUGAUAUUAUUAGUGAGAGGAUGUCUAUUAGACGGAGCCAUUGACGGUAUCAAAUAUUUCAUUAUACCGGACUGGAAUCAACUGUUGAAGCUUGAGGUAUGGGUGGCCGCUGCAGGUCAGAUGUUUUUCUCUCUCAGUGUGUCUUUCGGUGGUAUUCUCAUGUUUGGCAGUUACAAUAAGUUUAGCAACAAUGUUUACGGUGACGCUUUAUUAAUUAGUAUCAUGGACGUUGUUACGAGCAUCAUCGCGGGAUUCGUCAUCUUCACCACAUUUGGAGGCAUGGCUAAAGAGAUUGGUGUCGAUGUACAGGAUGUGGCUAAGGGUGGCUAUGGUCUGGCGUUCGUUGCCUAUCCCGAGGCAUUGUCAAAUCUUCCUCCAGCCCAACUGUGGUCUGUCCUCUUCUUCUUCAUGUUGUUUACUCUGGGAUUGGACAGCGAGUUUGCUUUGUUAGAGACAGUUAUGACAUGUAUACAGGAUGAAUAUCCACAUCUGAGAAAAUACAAGAGUUAUAUGUGUGUAGGAUUUGGUGUGGUCCUCUAUUUCUGUGCCCUACCCUGUGUCACACCGGCUGGUGAUUAUAUUGUAUCAUUAAUGGACCAUUACGGUGCAGAUUUCUCCGUCCUGUUUGUAGCUACAUGUGAAUGUAUUUCCGUUAUGUGGGUAUACGGAGUAAGGCGGUUUUUGAAUGACUGUACGUAUAUGUUGGGACAUCCACCUCGACCGAUGAUCUUCUGGGCCGUCUGCUGGACCUUCUGUUCGCCUAUUCUCAUUGGCGCAUUAUUCCUCUACAGAAUGGCAGAUUACAACCCACCAGAAAUAAGAAAGGGCGAGCCAUUCCCACAGUUUGCUCAGGCCAUUGGCUGGGUUCUUACUAUUAUCGUGCUUCUCCCUAUACCAGUCACAUUCCUCUAUAAACUGUUUAAAGCUAAAGGAAGUCUUUUAGAGCGCUUGCGCGAGAUUACCACGCCCACUUCCGAUUGGGGACCCAAUGACGGGUCAGAUAGAAAACCAUUAGAAAACGCCUACCACAUGGAGCGGAAAUAUGGUUUAGACAAUCCAGGGGCAGUUAACUCUAAUAUCUAAAAAUAAAACGGGUCUUACAUUCCAUUGACACUUACGUCAUUAUGUACAUAUCUGACCAUAUCUCAUACUCAUCAAACCAGUGUCAACAUACUCAUUAGUUUAUUAUAUCAAUUUUAGAUUAUAUUAUAUACUUUUAAAAUACGUGUGAUGUCAAAUCUAUUUUAUCAAGUACUGAACAAGUUACAAUUUAUAUAGACACCGUGCAAAGGUACAUUGACCGGAAGUAGUAUGUGCUUGUAAUCGCAAGACAGAUUUGCGGAAUAUGGAACAGUGGUUUCGGUUAUCUACCGUGGUACUGCAAACUGUUGAGAACAGUUUUUUAUGUGCUUUCUUUAUUUUUUAACAAGAUGUAAAUAAGUAAAUAAGUUUUGCAUUUAAAACAUUUUUAAUUAUAUUACUUACACUCUUUGGCAUUCUACAAAAGAACUAUCCACAUUAUUUCUAUUUGUUUUGUGAUUUUAAUUAUCACUUUUAGAAGGUUUAUUCAGCAAACAGUUUACACAAGAGUUUUUAUGGAAUUUUAUUAUUAUUACAAUUUACAAUGCUUUAUAGUUACAAAAAAUAAAUAUGCUUUUAAUUCGA